Messenger RNA from Aspergillus mulundensis, 528 nucleotides. RefSeq names its product putative cystathionine beta-synthase (beta-thionase). The transcript has 2 exons. NCBI's taxonomy places the organism in Eukaryota, Fungi, Ascomycota, Eurotiomycetes, Eurotiales, Aspergillaceae. The coding region runs from base 1 to 528 and encodes 175 amino acids. The record is from RefSeq and is a predicted model, not a curated record.
AUGGCCUCCUACAUGAACGCCAGCGAAGCCUUCGUCCGCGAAAAGCUCGACGCGAGCACAGCAAACCCAAUCCCGCAAUCUUCAUGGGCUGACAAAUAUCGCGGAGCCACAGUCGAAGACCUAGAUCCACCACCCGCCUUGUCCGUCUCCCCCAGCACCCCCAUCUCCGCUGCGCUCCUCGCCGCUUUUGAACGCGACUACACACACCUCACCGUUACCUCGUCUACGCACCGCGCCCUGCUCGGAUACCUCAGUAUCCCGCGACUCAAGGAGCUCCUUGCCGCGGGGACAGUGAAGGAGUCGGAUACAGUUGCGGCGGCCAUGCAGAGAUUUAACAGGAAGCGCGGCACGUAUCAGGUUAUCACAAUGGAGACACCGCUGGAGGAGCUGCAGCGGUUCUUUGAGAGCUGUGAGGGGGCGAAUGGAGAACAAAGGGAGUUUGCGGUUGUGACGGAUGUGGAGAGGAAGUUUGUGCUGGGGGUUGCGACGAAGGGGGAUCUGGAGGAGUUUGUUAGGAGGAGGCCUUAG